Umbelopsis ramanniana AG is the source of this 1540-nucleotide messenger RNA. RefSeq lists its product as uncharacterized. The record is from RefSeq and is a predicted model, not a curated record. Gene Ontology annotation, biological process: protein refolding; response to heat. Gene Ontology annotation, cellular component: cytosol; cytoplasm. The transcript is spliced from 5 exons. The coding region runs from base 83 to 1321 and encodes 412 amino acids. Gene Ontology annotation, molecular function: ATP binding; Hsp70 protein binding. NCBI's taxonomy places the organism in Eukaryota, Fungi, Mucoromycota, Umbelopsidomycetes, Umbelopsidales, Umbelopsidaceae.
CUUCCUUCUGUGACUGUCUCUUGACUUGUAUGGCACCAAUUUUUCGACCCCAAUUCUGUACCUUCCCUUCUUCACACACAAUAUGGUCGUCGAUACCAAAUACUACGAAACACUGGGCGUAGACCCUUCAUGCUCCGAUGCCGAAAUCAAGAAGGCAUAUAGAAAGCUUGCCAUGAAGUAUCACCCUGAUAAGAACCCUGAUGCCGGUGACAUGUUCAAGGACAUAUCGCAUGCGUACGAAACACUCUCAGAUCCCGAAAAAAGAGAAGCAUACGAUCGGUUCGGUGACGAUGGCCCACAAAUGGGAGGCGGCUUUGGCAUGUCCCCUGAUGACUUGUUUGCAAAUCUUUUUGGUGGAAUGGGUGGAGGAUUCGAGUUUGGCGGCGGUGGUGGCUAUGGUGGGCGUCCUUCAAGACCCCGCCGUGGAGAAGAUAUGGUUCACCCAUUGCAAGUGACAUUGGAAGAUUUGUAUAAAGGAAAGCAUACCAAGCUUGCUAUGGAGAGAAGCAUCAUUUGCUCACAUUGCCAAGGCAAAGGCGGCAAAACUGGAGCUGUUAAAAAAUGUGUUACUUGCAAGGGCCGUGGUUUCCAAGUUGCUAUGCGCCAAAUUGGUCCCGGUAUGGUGCAGCAAAUGCAAGUUGCCUGUCAAGACUGCAGUGGUAGCGGUGAAGUUAUCAAGGACAAAUGCAAGAAAUGCAAAGGCAGAAAGGUCACUUCUGAAAAGAAGGUUCUGGAUAUCUUCAUCGAAAAGGGUAUGGUCGAUGGACAAAAGAUUGUCAUGAAAGGCGAAGGUGACCAAGAGCCCGGUGUUGAAACUGGAGACAUUAUACUUGUUAUCAAACAGAAAGAGCAUGAACGUUUCCAGAGAUCCGGUAACGAUCUCCUCUGCCGAGUGAAAAUCACUUUGAUCGAAGCUCUUGCUGGAUUUGAUAAGAUCAUUGCCUUGCAUCUUGAUGGUCGCGGCAUUCAUGUCACUCACCCAGCUGGCGAAGUCAUCAAGCCUGGAGAUAUUCGACGUAUUCCUCACGAAGGCAUGCCAACAUUCAAGCGCCAGGAUGACCUUGGUGAUCUCUACCUUCAGUUCGACGUUGAAUUCCCAGAAAACAUGUGGACUUCUGUUGAUCAUGUUAAGACCAUGGAGUCCAUUCUACCAGCAAGGCCAGUCGACACCACCAAGAAGCCAGACAUUGUAGAUGAAUGUGCUCUGUUAGAAGGCGACUUGGAGCAGUUUGGUGCCAAGAGCCGUGCCUCAAACGUUUGGGACGAAGACGAAGAAGAUGAAGAAGAUGCCAGAGGAGGAGUCAAUUGUGCCCAGCAGUAAACAAUGGAGAAAGGCGUAUUAACAAAGAAUCACUGUAGAAACAAAAAUUAAAAAAAAAAAAUUGUAUUGGAGCGUAUCACAGAUCUUUUGACAUUGGUGAACGUACUUAUUCAUUAGGAACUUAUAUCAUCUGUACUGCUAUCUGUACAUUAUUUUAAAUUGCUUAGAGUUGUUCAUAUCAUCCACACGACCGACAAAAAAAUUUAUUUGAUUUGAUUG